AUGUCUAUUGAAAAUACUAUUGUUCGCUUUAAUGGAAAGAAUUUUCCUACGUGGGAAUUUCAGUUUAAGAUAUUUUUGAAAGGAAAAGAAUUAUCAAAUCAUAUUGAUAAUUCUGCUAAAAUUCCCACUGAUGAAAAAGAAUUUGUUCAAUGGGAGGUCAAGGAUGCCAAGGUAAUCUCUUGGCUAUUGGGGACGAUUGAGUCUCACCUUGUGACCAAUCUUCGAUGUUUUACUACGGCUCAGGCUAUGUGGGAUUAUCUUCACCGCAUUUACCACCAAGAUCAUAGUGCUCGGAAGUUCCAAUUAGAAUUGGAAAUUAGUAAUUAUGAUCAAGGCAAUUUACCUAUCGCACAAUUUUAUUCUGGUUUUAUUAACAUUUGGUGCGAGUAUUCUGCCAUUGUUCAUACUAAGGUUCCCAUUACAGCACUCGCGGCUCUUCAAGCAGUUCAUGCUGAGAGUCAACGCGAUCAGUUUUUAAUGAAGCUUCGACCCGAAUUUGAGCCCGUUCGAGCUGGUUUGUUGAACCGUAAUCCGGUUCCUUCUUUGGAUAUUUGUUUGGGAGAUUUGUUGCGUGAAGAACAGCGGUUAUCCACUCAAAUAGGUAUGACUUCUGAGAAGGUCUUUUCUGACACUGUGAAUGUAGCCUAUGCAGCACAAGGGAGAGGGAGGAACAAGUUGCAAUGUUUCAGUUGCAAGGAAUUUGGUCAUAUUGCUCGCAACUGUCCUAAGAAAGUUUGCAACUACUGCAAGAAAGAAGGUCAUCUCAUCAAAGAUUUUCAAGUACGGCCUCAGAAUCGCCAAUCCCAAGCUUUUCAGGCUGCUGUACAGUCUUCUUCUUCAUCUUCUGCGCCGCCUACUGUAAGCUCUGAUUCAUCUGUUCUCACACCAGCAAUGGUUCAACAAAUGAUUGUCUGCUUUUACGACUUUAGGCCUGCAAGGUACGGGUACUAA
Juglans microcarpa x Juglans regia is the source of this 951-nucleotide messenger RNA. RefSeq lists its product as uncharacterized. The record is from RefSeq and is a predicted model, not a curated record. Gene Ontology annotation, molecular function: zinc ion binding; nucleic acid binding. The transcript has a single exon. The coding region runs from base 1 to 951 and encodes 316 amino acids. Lineage: Eukaryota; Viridiplantae; Streptophyta; Magnoliopsida; Fagales; Juglandaceae.